UCUAUCCACCUGGUGUUGUUUUAAGCAUUGUCUAUGAUUAAUAAUUAACUACUUUUAUGCCUGGUCGAAAAAAGAUGAUUAUCCCCAUGGAAGUUGAUUAUCCUAAUGGAUUACGCCACUAAAACAAGUUUGGACCCAUUCUUCUACUUCAUUACCCAGUUCCUGAAGGCAGGACCUUUAAAGGAAUACAAGAGGAGUGCUGUGCAGCUGUUACUGAUUUGUGCAACAUCCCAGAUAGUACGUACACUUGUUGCAGUGGCUAUACAAAGUUUGCAAGGGAUUAUAUUCUUGAGAUGGGAUCUUUCUGCUCAAACACUCAAUUUUGCCAAGGUGGUAUCUAUCAAGGGAGAUACAUUUAUUCCUACAAGCCUGGCAACUAGUGUAUCCUCGGGACUAUUGUGGAUGGUAAGAGGUGUCUCUAACUUGGGUGAUCUUGAAAGCCCCUCUUUGGCUCGUGUCAGGGUUAUCUCUGACUUUAAGGAAACCAGUCCUCAUGUUGUUCGGCAAGGGCCGACUGUUUUAGAAGAUGAUGAGAUCCCUCGGGGCAAGAAAUUGCUGGAAAAAUUGCAGGGAAUUAGAGUAUCCAUUGACGAAAAGGUUUUCUCGACAGCAGCUGAGGCUUUGAAAACAUCCAUGAGAAAAGGGACUUUAGAAAGAGAGGCAGAAAUGAUAAGAAAACAGUGAAGGGAUUCCAGCAACGGCAAAGGGACUACUCGGAACUCUUUGUAAUCCUCUUAGCUCAUGUAACCCUAGUGUCAUUUUUAUUUGUUUUCCUCACAUCUUUGUACCAAAAUGCUUGCAUUACCUUGUAUUAGUUUAAGAGCUGUGCCUUUGGAAGUUGCUAUGAAUUUGACUAAGCACCAAUUGCAGCCAUGUUGUAUGCAAUAUAUUGCUUUUUCAGUACAAUCCCUGUUUCAUUUUUA
Rosa chinensis is the source of this 923-nucleotide messenger RNA. RefSeq lists its product as uncharacterized. Gene Ontology annotation, molecular function: tRNA (guanine(46)-N7)-methyltransferase activity. The record is from RefSeq and is a predicted model, not a curated record. NCBI's taxonomy places the organism in Eukaryota, Viridiplantae, Streptophyta, Magnoliopsida, Rosales, Rosaceae. The transcript is spliced from 3 exons. The coding region runs from base 106 to 684 and encodes 192 amino acids. Gene Ontology annotation, cellular component: tRNA methyltransferase complex; nucleus; cytosol. Gene Ontology annotation, biological process: RNA (guanine-N7)-methylation.